Daucus carota subsp. sativus is the source of this 1880-nucleotide messenger RNA. Its product is annotated as bifunctional dethiobiotin synthetase/7,8-diamino-pelargonic acid aminotransferase, mitochondrial-like. NCBI's taxonomy places the organism in Eukaryota, Viridiplantae, Streptophyta, Magnoliopsida, Apiales, Apiaceae. The record is from RefSeq and is a predicted model, not a curated record. Gene Ontology annotation, biological process: biotin biosynthetic process. Gene Ontology annotation, molecular function: S-adenosyl-L-methionine:8-amino-7-oxononanoate transaminase activity; dethiobiotin synthase activity. The transcript is spliced from 8 exons. The coding region runs from base 825 to 1568 and encodes 247 amino acids. Gene Ontology annotation, cellular component: mitochondrion.
UUAUAUAAACGAUACAAAAUAAGUGCUUAUAACUUAUAAACUCAUAAGUUGGCUUAUAAUGAUUAGCCAAACAUUACCUGAGCAAAUUAAUUCUUUGGUUCGGUUGUUCCAAGCCUAUUUACCAAACCUGCACAGCUAUAUUACCCAUAUACAACCCACAGACAUCUCCUGCAUCUUCACUCUCAUCCUAUAUCCGUUCAGUACCACGGAAACCCUUCACCUUUAGUGAUCUCUGAGCAAAUUAGUGAUUUCCGUCGCCGUCUCAUCCUCUCCUCCAUCACUAUCCUUCAAUCAACCCCACCAAACACUUACCAAGCCAUGCAAUUCCCGCACUCUUUCCUCAUUUUCUUCAUCUAGGACUUCUGUCGAACACAUUGACUGCAAUGCUCAAGUGGAUGAAAUAUGGGAUUUUCCCAACUCUGGUGACAAGGAUAUGCUCAAUUUUGAUUCGGGAAUCGGUUUGGCUUAGAUGAACAAGCGGGGUUCGAGUUCGGGGUCUUUGUUGGUUGAAGUUAUGGAAUUGGAGGAACUUCCUGAACAGUGGAGGAGAUCGAAGCUGGCUUGGUUGUGUAAAAAGCUUCCCACGCAUAAGCAAGGUGUGCUAAUUCGGGAGUAGGCUAGGGAACAAGAUGCUACUUAUCUUGCUGUUCAUUGUUUGCGGAUACGGGAGAAUGAGACUGCCUUUAGGGCCAUUAUGGUUACCUACACUCCUUGUCGGGGAUGGCUGUUUAGGUGGCAUUCCAUCAACCAUUUCAGCUUAUGAGAGUUUAAAGCUUCGAGGUUACGAUGAUGUUGUGUAGUUCUUGAAGAUCAAGGUCUUGUAAAUGACGUGCCACUGUUAUCUUAUCUGCGAAACAGGAUCUGAUGAUAGUCAUUUUUUGUCACUUUCAAGGGUCCCUGUUCUUGUCCUUUCAUCAAUUCCAGCAGAUAUGUCAGACAACCUAAUGGCAUGGUAUGACGAAUCCUACAGCGUUUUUGGUUCCCUAAAGGAAGUAAUGCUGUCGUCGUAUUCUGAAAGAAUGCAGAGAUUACAUGAUAUGCCAAAGAAAGCAGUUGAAUUUUUUUGGUGGCUAUUCACUCCGCACAAACUUGUACCUGAAGAGAUUGUAAUAAUAACAGAUUGUCGUUGUGAUGAGAACUUUUCAGUUCACAAGGGUAAAUAUCAAGAUGUUAUGAUACAACAAUUUGAUGCUUGUGCAAGUUGGUGGACGCAAGGACCCGAUGCUGCCUUACAGAUUGAGAUGGCAAGAGAUAUGGCUUAUACCGCUGCAAGAUUUGGGCAUUUAAUGUUUCCUACGAAUGUAUGCGAGCCUAUUCUGAAAUGUGCAAGCUCUUUCUUGAAGGUGUCGGAGAAGUUUGCAGGAGUGAUCCUGGGCAUUGCUUUUCUGCAGUUUCUUCGUGGUCGAAUGAGUUUUUUGACAAGUCGAGGUCAGAUGAUUACCCUUUUGUGUUCAUGCUGGCUGUUUCUGGGUAUUUGUUGGCAAUGUUGGCGGAUUGAGUGUGUGUUUAUGUGUACAGGCAGCGAAAAUGUAGAGAGACUGUUGCACAGGAAAGAAAAUCUAGCAUAAACAUAGCCAGCAGUAGGACUGGGACCUCACGAUCACGCAUUCAUUAUGUAAACUAAAGUAUAUAUAUAGAAAGUGCAGUUCAGUCACUCCCAAGCUUCAGCUUCCAAGGCAUUAGAUUUAUUAGAAAAUGAGAAGUGAGAUCAGGAGCUUGACAUUGCGCUGCCCACUGAUCGAUCCUCGUAGUAAAGAAAAUGCUAUUUUAGAGUUUUAGGAAAGUUUAUAAAAAAGUGCAUGCAUGAAGUCCCAGAGUAUCUCCAAGAGAAUAACUAUAUAUAAUUUUCUAAAUUAGUAAUAUUUUUUUGUUGCAUUGUA